UUUCCUCUGCGCUGCAGUCCCCCACCCCCAAAUCACAACCCUAGGUCACAGAAGUCUCCCCCACCGCCGCAGGGAGUGAGAAUCAGCGCCGCCGGCCAUUGCUUUCAGUCACCUUGAAACCUUCAACCAAGCUUCUCUCUCAAAGAAAGAAAAAAAAAGUGAUAAACCCUAGCCUCCAUUGUCGCCGUCGUUCUUCUCACCGCCGCCGUUCCACCGUUCUCCCCCAGCUUCUUUUCUUCGCGAGUUGCCAGCUUCUUUGCCAGCCUCCAUUGUCGUCCAUCGUGUGCUCGUCGCUGCCGCCAGCUUCUCCGCGUCACAUUGUUGCUCCCUCUCCUUCAAAUAUCUGCUCACUAUCCUCGCCGAAGGCAAUGGAGUUUGUUAAUAGGAUAGUUGAAAGUGCAAGGAAAGCUUCGAACAACAAUACGGUGAUCAAUGUUUGUCUCGCUGCUUCGUUUAUGGUGCUGGCUGGUAGAUCAUUCCAUCAGCAAAAAAUAAUUGAGGCUCUGGAGACUGAGAAAGCAUCUCUUGUAAAAUCAAAUAAGGAUAUUAAAAGGACUCUUUGGAAUUGGAAGCAGCAGCUCUACGCAGAAGCCACGAGCGACGACGCCCUCGUACCACUGCAUAGGCUCAAGGCCAUCUACGGCGAAACCCCGCAUUCUACAGCCGUUAUUGUUGUAGAUUCACAAUGAGAGAGAGAGAGAGAGAUAGAUAGGAACGUACCUGCAGAUUCAGUGAUUUGCAGCGACGGUGACCGGCAAAGACGACUUUGUGGAAGAAGACGUUGCAGAUUCACAAAUCACAAUGAGAGAGAGAGAACUUAGGGGCAGAUGGAGGGCGGCGGUGGGCGGGUAAGUUCGGGCAUUAGAGAAUUCGAAGAAGAGGCUCUGCUCUCAGACGGAGGACGGCGGCCGGCAGGUAAGUUCAGGCAUUAGAGAAUUCGAAGAAGCUCUGCUCUCAAACGGUGGACGGCGGCCGGCGGGUAAGUUCAGGCGUUAGAGAAUUCGACAAAGAAGCUCUGCUCUCAGACGAAGGACGGCGGCCGGCGGGUAAGUUCAGGCGUUAGAGAAUUCGAAGAAGAAGCUCUGCUCUGGGUAAGUUCAGGCAUUGGAGAAUUCGAAGAAGCCCUGCUCUCAAAUGGAGGACGGCAGCCGGCGGGUAGGCAUUGGAGAAGAAGCUCGCUGCUCUCACUACUCUUACUCACAAUAGAAGAAGAUUAGAGUUUGAAAUUUGAACUAAAGAGUGAAACCCUAGGCACAAAAGUUAUUUAUAUAUUUUUUAUAUUUAUUAAUUUUUAUAUAUAUUUUAUAUUAUAAUAUAUAAUAUAAAAUAUAUACUCCGGGGUGGGUACACCCUGACCCUGCCCUGCUGGUGCACCCGCCCCGCACCGGGUCUAACCCGUCCCGACCCAGUAGAGGCGGAUCGGGUACCCAUGAGUUCAGGUACUCCUGCCAACCCUAAAUUAUUUCUUUUUGUGUUAUGAGUUCUGUGACUUGGGAGCCAAUGUUAUACAUAUAAUCCCUUGUGUUUGAGAAGUUUUGGUAUGCUUAUAAUGCGGUCAAUUAUUUGGAUGGAACACAGUUUAUUUUCACUUGUGAUUCUGGCAACAUCAGAUAUUGCCUUGACAAAACAAGGUUUCAAUUUGGAGGGGGAAAGAAACCCUGAAUUGAAAUUAGGGAUGGAAUCGAGCCAAGCUAAGUUCAAGUUUGGUUCAUCGCUCAGCUCAUUAACAAUCGAGUCUAUUUGUAAAGUUUAAACUCGACUCACCAAAAGCUCACAAGUUGAAUUGAGCUCACGAGCUGGCUCAAAUAACAUGAACAUAUAUAUAUAUGUUGUCUAUCUAUCAAUUAUGAUUUAUUUCGUCUAUCAAUAUAUGCCUAUGUGAUUAAAAGUACAAAAUACAAGUUCAAGUUCAACUCAUUUAAUGAGUUCAAAUCUUGGCUCAAGCUUGGCUCACAAACUCAUGAGCUUAGCUUAUCGACCUAUCCAUAAGUUGAACUCAAAUUGGCUCACGAGCUGGCUUGACUUACUCCUGGCUCCAAUCGAAACCUCCUUGUCAAUUUUUGUAUUAAGUGUUGUAGGUGAUAAUAUAUUACCGUUAGGAAGACCAUGGAGAUAGUUUGUUACUACCUUCAUUUAUUGUUUUAAUAUAGAUAUAAAUUUUCAACGAGGGAAAAAGGGCUUAUUUCACAAAGCAUUUGUGUUGUUAUUCCUUGAUGACAAUAUGUUUCUUACUUUUGCUAUUUGAUUUUGGGGCAGUUGAGUGGAUGUUAGUUGUUUUUAGUUUCAUUUUGAUAAAAAAAUGAUUCGUUCUAAGAACUUAUUAUCAGUUUCUGUUUAUCUCAUCAACUCCUCCUGUUAGAGAAAAUUUCCAGUCUUAAAUAGGAAGUGUUAGGGUAUAAAUGGAUGGAGAAUGAUAGCAGGACAAGAGGCAAUAACAUUAGUUCAGUGAACUGUUAAAGUUAAAAUUGUUGAAAAAAUGAGAAAAAUUCAUACAUAAAUGUCACUCAUUAAUCAUCCACUAUGUUCCAAGUAUUUAUUUGCCAGCUUGACUGCUGCAUCAUUUGUUGUGUCUACAUUAGUUUAACUACCUUGUCGAUUUGUUUUAUAAGUCUGAUUUGGUGCCUAAACAUGUCACAACUAGUAAAGCAUUGCAAAUGCUUGAUGUUGGUCAUCCAAGUUUGGGAUUCAUCAUGAUUUUCAUGUAUUACUUUUAUGGU
Molecule: messenger RNA, 2717 nt
Organism: Arachis stenosperma
Lineage: Eukaryota; Viridiplantae; Streptophyta; Magnoliopsida; Fabales; Fabaceae
Exons: 3
Coding region: 369-689 (106 amino acids)
Cellular component (GO): mitochondrion
Source: RefSeq, a predicted model, not a curated record